GAGAGAUCAGAUCUGAUCCUGACGGAGAACUGAACAGAACAAAUGCAGUCAUGGCACCUACAACCAGUGGACCAAUGAUCUACACUGCAGGACAAACUUUACUGACACAUAAGCUGAGAAAGCCAAUAGUGGAGAAAAUUCGGCGAGAACGUAUCAACAGCAGCAUUGAGAAGCUCAAGUCUCUUCUGAGCCAAGAGUUCCUGAAACAACAGCCCGACUCCAGACAGGAGAAAGCUGAUAUCCUGGAGAUGACGCUUGAGUUCUUCAGACGACAGCAGAAUCCCUCCACCUGCUCUCCUGCAGUUAAUGAUGGUUACUUCAGAUGUGUACAGGAGUCCAUCAACUUCCUGACUCAGUGUCAAGUGCAGACCGAGUCUCACAGAAGACUCCUGAAGAUCUUCCUCAACAUGAAGCCUUCAACAGAGAAGACGACGACACGUGUCCUGUCCCAGCUCAAUUCAGCGGUCUGUCAGAGCAGCAGCACAGAGAAAACUUCAACCUGCUGUCAACUCUGGAGAGCUUGGUAGAGUCACAUGGAGGACACUUUAUCAUUUAUGAAACCGAAUUCAAGAUGCCAGUCUGAGAUUGGCAUGGACUGUAAUUCAAAUGUAGGAAUUGAUUUCCAGCUCUGCUGCAUUGGCAGAAUGUUUAAAUACUUUCAGAGAAAGUUAAACUGUGUACGGCAUUAUUGUUUUGUCAGAAUGAUUAUUACAUUUGUGAAAGUAUGAUUGAAAGUUUUUGAUCAUAGAAAAGUCUGAUUCAGAUGGUUUACCCAUAUUGGGUUUAUUUUCUCCACAUCUAAGGAGGCUUAAACUGCUUUCAAUUUUUGAAAGCUUUUAUUUGUUUCAGUUGUCUGAAAUGCAUCUAUUGUUUUUCUUAUUACAUAAGAAAUAUUUCUUCAUUUGAAAGAUGUUAAUUGUAUGCGAAAAGCUCGAAUUAUUGUUUAUGAAGUUUAUGUAUGUACAUGCAUGUGUUUGACUUUGCAGACUCAGGUUAUCACCUUCACUGAAGGUACACCAUAUGCUUCAUAUUUGAAGCAUGAUAUAAAAUAAAUGUGAAAAAUA
Molecule: messenger RNA, 1064 nt
Organism: Paramisgurnus dabryanus
Lineage: Eukaryota; Metazoa; Chordata; Actinopteri; Cypriniformes; Cobitidae
Product: transcription factor HES-5-like
Biological process (GO): regulation of DNA-templated transcription
Molecular function (GO): protein dimerization activity; DNA binding
Source: RefSeq, a predicted model, not a curated record